CCACUGAUUUCCAUCUCCACCCAAUAAAGAAAAAGAAAAAAAAAAAGAAAAAAGAAAAAAAGCGUGAUUGAUCACGGUAACCAUUCAACCCAACCGAUGUGAACCCUUUUCUCUCUUUGUGCUGAGGAAACCAAACCAUAAUUCAGAAUCGUGGUGAAUUUUGUAGCAGAGAGACAGAGUGGCGGGUUAAAUAAACAACACUGCCACUGCCACGGUUCCAAAUCUCAUUCAUUGCCAACAAUGCAAUUUCCCAUAAUUCUGCUCUCAGAUCUGACUCACUCGCUGACCACGACAAAAGAAGCACACCGAUAGGUCCUAUAAUAUAAUAGCACUGACAUAAUGAAGAAUAUAAUUUCACCUGUGCAAAGUGCUAUGCCAUCUCCCACUUUUCUUUGGAGGUUCAAGGUGACACUCUUUCUGAUUUGGGGUGUUACUUGCUGUAAGAUUGGUUGGGAUUCUGUCAUGAGAAUGGAUGCAAAUUUACGAGACCUGUUUUUAUAUGAGGCAUUUUUGUAUUACAACCCUCUCCUUCUUGUGACUAUGAUGGUUUGGCUCUGGGGAGUAAAUUUGUGGGUAUUUCUGCAAUCAACUGUAAGCUAUGCUAAGGUUUUUGAUCUUGAUCAAAACCACCUUACUAACAAAGAGAUAUGGAAGUGUAGCACUUGGAUGACAAUCAUUGUCCCUACUAGCAUGACUGCUUAUCUCUAUCUCUAUUCUCAUGGGGAAGUAUCAUUGGCUGCAUCUCAACCAGUGCUUCUCUACAUUCUUGUUGCAGUAAUCUUGAUCUUUCCCUUUGAUAUUUUCUAUUUGUCCUCUCGGUACUUCUUUUUGAGGACACUAUUUCGGAUAGCUUUUCCUUUACAGCCAAUAUCAUUUCCCGACUUUUUCGUGGCUGAUAUUUUAACCUCCAUGGCAAAGGUAUUUUCAGAUUUGGAACGUUCAGUUUGCAGAAUGGUAAACAGACAGGUUGCCACAAUUGCUUGGCUUGAAGCUGAUUCAGUUUGCGGUGGUCACUCAGUUGCAAUACCAAUAGUCCUUGUUCUUCCUUAUAUAUGGCGUUUAUUGCAAUGUCUUCGCCAGUACAGAGAUACCAAAGAAAAAAAUUGUCUCUUCAAUGCUUUAAAAUAUUCAACAGCAGUUCCAGUAAUUUUUCUUUCAGCUCUUAAAUACCAUGUCCUCCAUGAGAAAUGGACAUCUCUUUAUAGGCCAUUGUGGCUUCUCUCAAGUGUCAUUAAUUCCCUCUAUUCAUUUUACUGGGAUAUAACCCGGGAUUGGGAUUUAAGUGGCUUUUCUCGCAUAUUCAAGUUCAACAAAUCAAAUUCAAUCUCCAACCUGUUAUAUGGUAGACAAUGGAUAUACUAUUGGGUGAUCGGAAGCAACUUCAUUUUGCGCUGCUCAUGGACAUACAAAUUAUCAGCCCAUCUCCGCCAUAACUACCUGACAGUGUUUACCAUCACUCUUUUGGAGAUGUUCCGCCGCUUCCAGUGGGUAUUUUUCAGAGUCGAAAACGAGUGGAACAAGAUCACGCGGUCUGGUGUUCAACUCACAGAAAUUCCAAGAGAGGAGGACAAAUUGCUAGGUUCCAACAUUCAUGAUGUAUAGAGAAUCUCAAGCCAACCAAAUUUUGCCAAUAUCUUCAUAUCAGCAACAGGUCUAAUUCAAUUUUUAAGCUAAUAUUAGUUCUAAUCCCAAAAGCAUUUUUCUUCAUGUGUUCCUGGCCAACCAACAUGAGGGAGUUUUCAUGCACAUGCAUGGAUGUUUGAGACUGAGAUGUAGUUGAUUCCAUUGCUGAGCGGCCUCAGCUCGACCGUUCCAUUGUAUGUUGUGUAGCUUCAUGCAAAUAUGCUUUCUUCUGGAAUGUGACGAGAUUCUGUUCGAGUCUCACAAGUUCAAUGAAAAUGAGGAAGCAAGCAUGCCAUUGCAUGCACAUGUUCACUUGUACAUUAGGAGCUGCAAGAAGUAGUACUUAAGAACAAUGGUGGCCAACCAUUUGUUUUGUUGUUCUUUAAAUUAGAUAAGCAUUUGUAACAAGAGAAUGGACACAAGUUUUGUUUGCUUGCUAUACGAGAGUCCAAUAUACAAUUUUAGUAAAACAGUUAAAUCA
Cajanus cajan (pigeon pea) is the source of this 2104-nucleotide messenger RNA. RefSeq lists its product as uncharacterized. The record is from RefSeq and is a predicted model, not a curated record. NCBI's taxonomy places the organism in Eukaryota, Viridiplantae, Streptophyta, Magnoliopsida, Fabales, Fabaceae. Gene Ontology annotation, cellular component: cytoplasm; membrane.